AUCCUUCUCUUUAUUGUGUCUGCACAACACACAAGUUGUUGAUGAUGCAGCUAGCUCAGUCAAUAGUCUAAGCAGUGGAGUGAGACCCCCCACAAGCUAUACAGACAAACACACAUGCUCUCUGGGUUUCUCUCAAAUAUUGACUAUAAUAAUAUGAGUGAGUGAGGAUCAACAUUCCAUUCCUUCUCUUGGAUAGCAGAGAGUGAAGAGCAAAAUGGGGUCAAUAGUUGUUCAUUUGGUCACUACAAAUCUGCCUCUUUUAUGCAUUCUCUGUUUCUUUCCCUCUAUUUUCUUCACAACCACUGGAUUCGCGGCCACACCCAAGCUCCAUUCUGAUGAAGUGAAGGCAUUGAAAGAGAUUGGGAUGCGAUUGGGAAAGACAGAUUGGGAUUUCGGCAAGGAUCCGUGUAGUGGAGAAGGGAAUUGGAGCAUUCCUAUCUCCACAAAGGGAAUCGAAACCUCUGUUACUUGCGAUUGCUCUUUCAACCACAAUACCUCCUGUCACGUCAUAACCAUAGCUUUGAAAGCCCAAAAUCUAUCGGGAGGUGUUCCACCUGAGUUUUCCAGACUUCGCCACCUAACGACAUUAGACCUCAGUCGUAACUGCCUCAACGGUACUAUACCUCCCCAGUGGGCUACCAUGCGCUUGGUUCAACUCUCGUUAAUGGGAAACCGAUUGUCUGGUCCAUUUCCAAAAGUUCUCACCAGCAUUAACACCCUCGCAAACUUGAGUAUUGAAGGGAACCACUUCUCAGGUCCCAUUCCUCAAGAGAUUGAAAAAUUGAUCAAUUUACAAAAGCUUACUCUAUCAUCAAAUUCUUUUACUGGAGAAUUGCCAGCGGCACUUGGCAAGCUGGUCAGCUUGACUGAUAUGAGGAUAAGUGACAAUAAUUUCACCGGAAAGGUACCUGAUUUUAUUGGGAAUUGGACAAAGAUUGAGAAACUGCACAUGCAAGGUUGUUCACUUGAGGGGCCCAUUCCUUCUAGCAUUUCUGCCUUGACAAGCUUAAGUGAUCUGAGGAUUAGUGACUUAAAAGGCAGAGGGUCCAGUUUUCCACCAUUGAGUGAUAUGCAUUCGAUAAAGGCAUUGACACUAAGGAAAUGCUCACUUUAUGGAGAGAUCCCUGGAUAUAUUGGGGAUUUGACUAAACUGAAAAAUCUAGACCUCAGUUUUAAUGAAUUGACUGGUGAAAUUCCGGCGACAUUUGUCCAACUGGCGAAAGUAGAUUUCAUGUAUUUGACAGGAAACAAACUUAAUGGACAAUUACCUGAAUGGAUCCUAUCAAGAAACAAGAAUGUGGAUAUUUCUUUUAAUAAUUUCACCUGGGAAAGCUCAAGUCCCGUUGAAUGUCCUAGAGGGAGUGUAAACUUAUUGGAGAGCUUCUCCCCAUCAACCGCCAAAUUAAGUAGAGUUCAUCCAUGCCUAAAGAAAAACUUCCCAUGUUCUGCUCCGAGUGACCAGCAUCGUUAUUCCUUGCAUAUCAACUGUGGUGGCAAGGAAACUAUUAUCAAUAAUAACACCAAGUAUGAAGCUGAUUUAGAAGAAAGAGGUGCUUCAAUGUUUUACUCGGGACAGAACUGGGCAUUUAGCAGCACUGGAAACUUCAUGGACAAUGAUGUUGAUGCCGAUCGCUAUAUUAAUACCAACACUUCUGCUCUAUAUAAUGUCUCUGCUCCCAAUUCAGAACUGUAUACAACAGCCCGAGUAUCUCCCCUCUCUCUCACUUACUAUGGACUCUGUCUUAUGAAUGGGAAUUACACUGUCAAACUCCACUUCGCCGAGAUUGUUUACACAAACGACAAUUCAUUUAGCAGCCUUGGGAAGCGCAUAUUUGAUAUCUACAUCCAGGAGAAAUUGGUACUGAAGGAUUUUAAUAUUGAAGAUGAGGCUGGUGGGACUAGUAAGCCCAUAGUAAAGACUUUUACUGCAGCUGUCACAAGCCACACGCUGAAGAUCCACUUUUACUGGGCUGGAAGAGGGACAACAGGCAUUCCAGUUAGAGGAGUUUAUGGUCCUCUUAUAUCGGCUAUAUCAGUGGAUCCUAACUUCAGAACCCCUUCAAUUCAUAGAAGAAAGAUACAUGCCCCAGUGGUGGUUGGUAUUGUGGCCGGAGCAGUACUUAUUGUCCUUCUGAUCCUAGGCAUUUUGUGGAGGAAGGGCUGGUUGGGAGGCAAACUAUCUGCAGAUAAAGAGUUCAGAGGCCUAGAUCUACAAACAGGGUUAUUUACAUUAAGACAAAUUAAAGCAGCAACCAAAAACUUUGAUGCAGCAAACAAGAUUGGGGAGGGUGGUUUCGGUUCAGUUUACAAGGGUCUCCUAUCAGAUGGAACAGUAAUUGCCGUGAAGCAACUCUCCUCAAAGUCUAAGCAAGGAAACCGUGAAUUUGUGAAUGAAAUUGGAAUGAUUUCUGCAUUGCAACAUCCAAAUCUCGUUAAGUUAUACGGUUGUUGUGUUGAAGGAAACCAAUUAUUGCUGAUUUACGAGUAUAUGGAAAAUAAUUGUCUAUCGCGUGCUCUAUUUGGUCGAGAUGCAACAAGCAAAUUGAAACUAGACUGGUUUACCAGGCAGAAAAUUUGUGUAGGCAUAGCCAGAGGCUUGACCUACCUCCAUGAAGAGUCGAGACUGAAGAUAGUGCACAGAGAUAUUAAGACUAGUAAUGUAUUGCUUGAUAAGGAUCUCAAUGCUAAAAUAUCAGAUUUUGGCUUGGCAAAGCUCAAUGAAGAUGGCAAAACCCACAUCAGCACUCGGGUUGCUGGAACAAUUGGAUAUAUGGCUCCUGAGUAUGCAAUGCGUGGUUAUUUAACAGACAAAGCAGAUGUAUAUAGCUUUGGAGUAGUUGCAUUGGAAAUCGUUAGUGGAAAAUCCAAUACAAACUACAGGCCUAAGGAAGACUUUGUUUACCUUCUUGACUGGGCCUAUGUUCUGCAGGAGAGAGGGAGUCUGCUGGAGUUGGUUGAUCCAGACUUGGGAUCAGAAUACUCAUCAGAGGAGGCAAUGGUGAUGCUUAAUGUGGCCCUUUUGUGCACCAAUGCAUCUCCCACCCUUAGGCCUACAAUGUCUCAAGCAGUGAGCAUGCUUGAAGGUCGAACUGCUGUUCAAGACCUACUUUGUGACCCAGGGUUUUCAAUUAUUGACUCCAAAUUUAAGACCAUAAGAAAUCACUUCUGGCAAACCCAAACCCAAAGCAUGUCAACCAAUGGUCCAUGUACUGAUUCCUCGCUUUCAAAUAUAGAUAGGGAAGAGAUUGACAAACUUAUAGGAGUUAGUUCAGUUGUAUCUGUUGAGUAAAUGAAUCUACCAACAAGUGAUGUGUAUAUUGUAGUAGCAAAAAUGCAACUUAUUAGAUAUUGUAUAAGCCAUUCCAAAUAACAAUAAGAAUAAUAUAGGGUUAAUUAUCUUUUC
This is a messenger RNA of Cornus florida, 3403 nucleotides long. Its product is annotated as probable LRR receptor-like serine/threonine-protein kinase At1g07650. Gene Ontology annotation, biological process: protein phosphorylation. The coding region runs from base 215 to 3289 and encodes 1024 amino acids. Lineage: Eukaryota; Viridiplantae; Streptophyta; Magnoliopsida; Cornales; Cornaceae. The record is from RefSeq and is a predicted model, not a curated record. Gene Ontology annotation, molecular function: protein kinase activity; ATP binding; protein binding. The transcript has 24 exons.